Messenger RNA from Lutzomyia longipalpis, 3457 nucleotides. RefSeq lists its product as uncharacterized. The record is from RefSeq and is a predicted model, not a curated record. Gene Ontology annotation, molecular function: helicase activity. Gene Ontology annotation, cellular component: nuclear RNA-directed RNA polymerase complex. Lineage: Eukaryota; Metazoa; Arthropoda; Insecta; Diptera; Psychodidae. Gene Ontology annotation, biological process: regulatory ncRNA-mediated heterochromatin formation. The coding region runs from base 124 to 3363 and encodes 1079 amino acids. The transcript has 5 exons.
GAGUAGUUGUAACUAACGCGAGAACUGUCAAAAAAAGAAAUAAUUUCACGUGGCUUGAAAAAAAAACUUGUUGCCGAAUUUCUGCUUUUAAUUUUGCUAAAAAAUCGAGAAUUUUAAUACAAAAUGAGUGAUUGUGAAGAUUAUUCCAUGGACGAAGGAACAGGAGAGUGCAAAGAUGUGCAGGAAUCAUCCAAAAAUGUCGUUAAGACGGUUGAAACUGAUAAGGUGGCACAAACUGAGAAAACCAUAAAGUCCGGGGAACCCCCGAAAAUCCCCAAAGCUGCACCAGCAAAAAAGAGGUCAAACAAAGAAUCUAUGGAGAAUUGGAGAGUGAGAUCUCCUGCAAAUACAUUAGGAACUUCCAGUGGGCAUUCCGGAAGUUGGAGAAGUAGAAAUGUAUCAGAACGAUCAGAACCCACACGGAAAGAUUCUUACGGAGAAUCGAAUUUUUCGAGAAAUUGGCGAGGGCAAGAGUACUCAACAAGAUUUCCUCAAGGAAUGUCCAAAAGGGAACUUUUGACAAUUCUGCAAAUGGAUCCUGUUGAUCUAUUCUUGGAGAUUUUGGACAAUGGCGAGAGAUUCAUUAAGACAACAUUGAGAGAAGGAAAAUCAUAUGAAGACAUUGUAAUCUUGAUUUGCAUCAUUGGUAAACUUCAUGAGAGUCCUCUGAGAUCGCAUUUGGAAGAAUUCGUUUCUCACAUCUUUGGUCAGGAAACAAUAUUCCGCGAUGAUAUUCUCGCUUAUGUGAGAUAUGCGGUUGAUCUUGAGGAACAAGGCAAAGUUAAUAAAAUACCCCUUGCUAGUGAAGUUUGGGACAAUCUUGAGACUUUCUGCAGCUAUGCAAAAAAGAUUAGAGGCAAUAAAAAUUGCUGGGCUUAUUUCACUCGAUCAAUUUGCCAAAUUCUUGCUGGAAAAACAAAAGAAUCCCUCUCAAGGAAGUAUUCUAAAUUCCUGAAAUUACAACAGGAAUUGGAGAGAAAUUACUUCUAUCAAGAAACAAUUUAUGCCACAGUCAAUGAUGCAAAUGAAGAGAGGAAGUAUAAGCUUAAACGGGAAAAUGGAAAAUUUGCCGAUGCAAAAGAAUAUUUGGAUUUUCAGAUAGAAUAUCACAAGCGAUGUUUUCUAUCUCGAUUGCAACCAAUUAUAAAAGUGUACAAUACUUUAAAAAUAAAGUAUGAUGAAAUGAAUGAAGCGCCAAUGAUAAAAAUUAGCAAAAAUUAUAUUUUUCCAAGAGUAGUAAUUUCUGAACCACAAAAAGAAGUAAAUGAGAGAUUGUUUGUUUUGGAUUUACUACCCUAUUUUAGAGGAAGAAGCGACUUAUCAGAUGAGUUUCAAGAAGAAGUUUCCAAUUAUGUAUCGAUCUUUUCACGAUCAUCACUUCUUUUCCUUUCAACAACAAAUUCCUUCACAGAUAUCAUUGUAGUUCAUUCACCUAGUAUGGAAAAUGAUAUGGAAAAACUACAAAAAUCAGGAGGUUUCCGCGGUUACCUAAAAGUGAACAUUUUAAGAAUGGAAAACAUUCAUGAGAAUAUCUUCGAAAGAUAUUUGUUUCUUGUGAAAGUCCGCAAUGACUUUGAACCAAAAUUGCCUGCUUUGCAAUACCUUGAAAAUAUGUCAACAGCCAUCCUUCCAUUCAAGGAAUAUCUAGUAGAUGAGUGCGAGUCCACUGAUACGAUUGAACGGGAUAUAUCUCUUGAACAACUCCAAAUAAGUGAUGAAAAUUCCGACAAAAAUGACUUUCAUCGUUUGAAUUUAAAUGAAAAACAAAGAGAAGCAUUUAAAAUGGCGCUUAAACGGAAACUUUCAGUAAUUCAAGGACCAGCAGGAACAGGAAAAUCCGUAGUAACCCUCAACAUCAUCGAGAAUAUCCUGAAAACUACUUCUUCACAAAUUGUUGUUAUAACCUACAGUAUCCCAUCAUUGGACACAUUCCUCAUGAGAUGUUCAAAGCUUACGGAUAAAAUUGUUCGAAUUGGUUACUCCAGCAGGAAUGAGGAAGUAAAAGCCAUGGAACUAUAUUAUGCCCCAUGUAGAGAUCCUCGUUGGAAACGUCUAAGGAAGCAAGCUGGCGAUGAACUUAUAUCAGCCAUAUGUAAAUUUACACGCACAAUCAAGCAUAGAGGAUUCAAUAGAGAAUCUUCCGAUAGCAAGGACGAAUUAUUAAAGAAUCUUCGUCAUGCGGAUUUAAAACAGUGGGAAAUGACUCCACUACGGAUGUAUUACAGAACCAAAAAUGCUCGCAUAAUCGGCUUUACAACGACUGGCACUGGAAAAUAUCAUCAAUUAAUGGAACUUCUUCGUCCUUCAAUUGUUAUCAUCGAGGAAGCUGCUAUACUUCCUGAAUCCCAUCUGAUCACAUCCUUAACUGAAUAUACAGAACAGAUAAUUCUGGUUGGUGAUGUAAUGCAGAUGACUCAUAUUCGUGAACUAAGCUUUCCCAUUCCACCUCCUAAUGAAUCGCAAUUCUUCGAUAGAAUGGUUAGACGAAACUUGAACAAUAUUCGUCUCAAUGUGCAGUACAGAAUGCAUACUGAUAUUGCCGAUUUGGUGAGAACGCAAGAAUUUUACACAGAUCUUGUUGAUGGAGAAAAUGUGAAGGAAUAUCAACCAAUUCGAGGAAUUGCUAAAAAUGUCUAUUGCAUCAAUAAGACAGAGAUUGAGGGAUUAGAUGAACAAUGCGAGGUCUGGAUUAAAAAAAUUAUUAUUAAAAAAAUCCUUCGUUCAGAAGAAGUUGAUGACGAUGAUAAGAAGAAUUUCCACUUGAUACUCUUCUGCAUUGGUUUAGCUAACUUUUUGCGACUCCAAGGAUACAAGUCUGAUGAAGUUAUGAUACUAACAAAUGAUGAUUAUGUACAAUAUUUCAAGAUUUUCAUUAGUUUCAUGAAAUCUGAUCUACCUCUACUGGAGGGGAUUAAUGUGUCUUCAAAGUACAUGUUUCGAGGUCAAGAAUGCCGUAUUGUCAUUUUGUGCCUUUUGAAUGAUGGCCCUGACAAUAAAUAUUUAAGUCGUGGACCUCAUUGUCCAAUAACUCUCCUCACACGGGCAAGAGAAGGUUUGUUCAUAGUUGAAAAUGUUCUAAACAUUUUGGAAAAGAAGGAAAAGGACGAGGACGAGGAAGAAGACGAAGACAAUGAUGAGGAUGAAAAGAAAAAUUAUUGGGCGAAGGUGAAAACCGUGUUGGAGAAAAAAAAUGCAAUUGGUACAGGACUUCCCAUAAAAUGCGAGAAGCAUGGAAGUGAAAUAAUUGCUAAAAGCUUCGGAGAUUUCAUGGACUUUACGAAAAAGGGAUGCGCUAUUGGGAAGAACCUACCCCAAACAUUCAAUUAUCACCCUUGCUUCGAUGUCGUGGCAGAUGAAAAUUAAAAAGAUGAAGAGACUAAUUUAAUAUAUUUUUUAAUCUUUAUUCUAUAUUUUAAUCAAUUUUAAAGAAAUAAAUAAAAGACUGUGGGUUAUAAUU